Molecule: messenger RNA, 312 nt
Organism: Parnassius apollo (apollo)
Lineage: Eukaryota; Metazoa; Arthropoda; Insecta; Lepidoptera; Papilionidae
Source: the annotation of a GenBank genome assembly
AUGCCAAAAGUAAAAGGAAAAUAUCUUACAAGAAAUCAUUUUGAAAAAUUGAAUAAUGAUUCGGCUAAAUGUCAGUUAUGUGGAAAAAUUAUCAAGGUAGGCGGAGGGACAUCUAAUAUGUUGGCUCAUCUCAAGAGAAGUCAUCCACAGGCAACAGUGCCAGUCAAUCCUGAUUUAACCGUCGAAGAAUCGUUACAGCUCGCACAGGUGGAAGAAGUUAUCAAGAAAUGUAAAGCAAUUGUAAAUUUUUUUAAGAAGUCAUCUGUUGGAUGGCGCGCUCUGAAAUCAGAACAGAUACUACUACUACACUAA